Molecule: messenger RNA, 2941 nt
Organism: Cavia porcellus (domestic guinea pig)
Lineage: Eukaryota; Metazoa; Chordata; Mammalia; Rodentia; Caviidae
Gene: Tm7sf2
Product: transmembrane 7 superfamily member 2
Exons: 8
Coding region: 1-1266 (421 amino acids)
Biological process (GO): cholesterol biosynthetic process
Cellular component (GO): nuclear inner membrane; endoplasmic reticulum membrane
Molecular function (GO): Delta14-sterol reductase activity
Source: RefSeq, a predicted model, not a curated record
AUGAGUAGGGGGCGUGGCCAUGGGGACAAGAGCUUGGCUGUCCAGCCCAGUCUGUGGACAGGUUCCUCUCCGGCAUGUAUCGGGCCAUGUUUCUUUGACCGACUGAGCUCCAACCCCAGCAAACCAGAGACCAUGGCCUCUCCACAGGGCCUCCAGGCCCCACAGGAAUUCGGGGGCCCCCUGGGCGCCGCGGCACUCAUGCUGCUGUUGCCGGCCACCACGCUGCACCUGCUCCUGGCGGUCCGCUCCGGCCCGGCUCGCCUCCUCGGCCCACCCGCGCACCUGCCCGGGCUCUCCGAGCUGUGGAGUCCUCGGGUGCUGCUGCUGUUACUCACCUGGCUCGGCCUGCAGGCGGCGCUCUACCUGCUGCCGGCGCGCAAGGUGGCGGAGGGGUUGGAGUUGAAGGACAAGAGUCGCCUGCGCUAUCCUAUUAACGGCUUUCAGGCCCUGAUGCUGACCGUCCUGUUGGUGGGGCUGGGGGUGUCCGGGGGGCUUCCCCUGGGGGCUCUCGCAGAGAUGCUGCUGCCCUUGGCGUCCGUGGCCACCCUCACCACUUUCAUCUUCAGCGUCCUUCUCUAUAUGAAGGCUCAGGUGACCCCCACCUCAGGCCUGGCACCUAGGGGGAACUCAGGUAACCUCUUAUACGACUUUUUCAUGGGACGGGAGCUGAACCCUCGAAUUGGUUCUUUUGACUUCAAAUAUUUCUUCGAGCUGAGGCCUGGCCUCAUCGGCUGGGUCCUCAUCAACCUGGCUCUGCUCCUACGGGAGGCAGAGCUUCGGGGGAGCCCUUCCCUGGCCAUGUGGCUGGUCAACGGCUUCCAGCUACUCUAUGUGGGAGAUGCCCUCUGGUAUGAGCUGCUGGUUACUACAUCUUCCGUGGGGCCAAUUCCCAGAAAAACACUUUCCGAAAGAAUCCUUCCGAUCCCAGUGUGGCUGGGACAUCCCACCUGCUCCCCUACUUCUACUUCCUCUACUUCAUCGUGCUGCUGGUGCACCGAGAGGCUCGAGACGAGCUGCACUGCCUGCAGAAGUACGGCCGGGCCUGGCAUGCAUACUGCCAGCGUGUGCCCUACCGCAUCGUGCCCUACAUCUACUGAGCAGGGGCCAGGAAGCCAGGACACAUGGGGACUCCAGGCCUGCACCCCACCCUGCCCUGAGUUGGAUCAGGCUCACAGAAGAGGUGUUGGGGACCACUGUCCUCCUUUGCAUAAAUGUCCAGAACCCAUAGCACACUUUUCUCUCACUCUGGGGACAUUGCGUUACUGACCAGCAGGGUCAGCUCUGAGAAGGGAGACACUGAGAGGAAGCAUGUGGUUCCCAAGAAUCUGGGUUGUUGGGGACAACAGGUAUCAGAUACAGGCACUGCCAGCCAGUGGGCAAACCAGUCACAGCUUUAUUAAUGCCAAGGUCCCCCCUCAGCCAGGAAGCUCCUCAAUGAGAGUCUUUGGGGCAGGUGGCACAGGGCCUCCCCAAAGCCGUUCCAGCUCCCCAGUGAGGGCUGCCACCUCCUCGGCUGCCACAGCAUGGGCUCGAUGGGCCAUGGUGCAGUCUAGGGCCAGGGGCACAAGGGCCGCCUCAUUUUCGUUGGUCCAGGCCAGUAGGAACUGGCACUUCUUCCGGGCCCGGUACAGGCGCUCUCGCUCUUCCCCAGGCACAGCCUGUUUGCGGGCCCGGCCCAGGGUCUGUACUAGGUGCCCCAGCGAUGCCAGCGUGUAGCCUUUUCGGUCGGCCGGACCUUCGCCCUGCAGAAUUCGGGCGGCCUCCUGCAUCGCACCCCGUGUGCCCAGAGGCCCUGGAGGGUGCUCACCCGCUUCCAGCACGUGGGCUGCGGCCUGUAGGGCUUCCUCCGAGGAGGUGAAGACUUGCUGGGCGCCCAGCGCUCCGGAGACGCCGAGCAGCGUGGAACAGAAGUCGGACAGCAGCAUGUCGUCCCCGCCGUGGUAGAGGGCUAGGGUGUGCGCGUAGGCGAAUAGCACGUUGGGCAGCUGGAAGCGCACGAGCGGCGAGACUGGGCCGGAGCUCAGGCUGGUCAGCGUGGGGAUGCAGGUGGGUACGGCCGGCGCACGAGCCGGGUCUCCGGUAACCGGCUCCUCGGUGGCGGCGGCGUCCUUCGCCGGCUCUGCAAGAUCCCCGCCAUCUAGCUCCUCCAGAAGCCGCUGCCCGAUCCCGCGGCCCCACCACCAGGGCCGCCACGGGGGCAGCAGCCGCCCCGCCUCCCCGCGGCUCAGCAAUCGCUCGAAGGCUGCUUUCUCGGCCGGCGUCAACCGUUCCCAGAGUCCUGAGACAGCGCCAGGCGCCGGACCAGGGCUGAGGCCUGCCUCCCCAGGCAUGUCCUCGGUCUCUCGUUGGCGGCGCAGCCGGCGCAGGGCGCCUGCUAGGCGGCUGGGGGAGGCGCUGCGUCCGCGGAGCUCACCCAACACCUGGUCCCGGUAGAAGGCUUCGGCGCAGGUGCCGUGCGCCCGGUAGCAGCGCAGGGAGCAGUAGGGCACAUUGCAGCGAGGGCAGGUGUACCGCGCUGGCUGGGCCUCUUCAGCCGGGCAAAAACCGCAGGGCCCGGCCGGCUCCAUGGCAACUGGCGCCGCGCUACAGCUCAGCCACUUCCGGUGCCGCUUCACUUCCUUCCGCUUCGUUGGUGGCCGGACUUUCAGCUCUUUCCGUCCAGACGCUGACGCCAAGCGUACAAGCCCGGAGCCGCGUACGAGGCCCGCCCACGGUGACGGUGACGUAGCGAGACAAGAAAAAAGCGGAAAGCGAGCCCUUUGCUCCUCCUAGCUCCUCCUAGCUCGCACCCUAGCGGCCGCCCCAACCUCGGAUCCAGAUUGCAUAAAAAACAGCAUAGCUAUCAUCCCUGCCCUGAGGAUUUACUGCAGUGCUGUAUGACUGGAGGGAAGCCAUGUGCGUUUUUUAGAAGGCGCCAAUAAAUUGCAGUGUGAUUGUGCAA